AUUAAAAGGUAAAAUUAUUUUUAAAAGAUGGCAUAAAAUUAGAUUAUUUCACAUAAUUUUUCCAAAAAAAAUGAGAGGGAGAGAUUAAUAUACUCAAAAAAGCAGCCUCGCAGAGAGUGAAGAUUAGCCGCCGCGCCUCCACUUCUCAGGGGCCACGCCGACUUGUCUGACCACCGUGCCAGCACUGUUCCAGGAGUCUUCAGUUCGCCGGGAAUCUCAUCCAACGAGCGUCUAUUCUUUCUUAUUUAAUCCAGAAGAGGUUACUCGAGGAUUCAAGGUAGUUUGAGAAUUAAAGAACUUUUUCUUCCAUUGCCAUAAAUUCCUUGCAACCUAAAGCAUUUGAAAAAAAGAGAUACAGAGUAGUCAAGUAGCUAGAGAAAGGGAUGCAUUCGGCUUCAGAGAAUGAUACUCCAUCGCCGGGGAUUUUCAUCCCCAGUGAAUGGUGCAAUGCCGCCAAUGCCAUAUCCUGUGAAUCUGUCACUUCUCCGCCAGUGGCCCUCAUAUGCGGCCCCAAAAAUUGUGGCAAGACAACAUUCUCCCGCCACCUCCUCAAUGUUCUUCUCAGAAGGUACAGAAAAGUGGCUUAUUUGGAUACAGAUGUUGGGCAGGCAGAGUUUACGCCACCCGGCUUCCUAUCACUCACAAUAGUUGACAAAAUGCCUGCUGAUAUCAAAGUUCCCUGCCUUAAAACACCAGAGAGGUAUGCACUCCGAGAUUUUUUGCUCCCUCCGCCCCGUUUUAUUGUCCCUACUUUGACUGGGCACUGAGUUUGCAGUAUUUUAGAGGAGAACCACGAUAAAAUGGUACCGACCCAAACAGAAAACAUGCGUGAUAAAUUGGGAGUUGGGACAUAGGGGUAUAAUCUUACACUACCCUGUUUACUGAUGCCAAUAGUUGUCAAACUUUAUAGAAGCAGACGAUUAAAUCCAGAUUGGGAAGGCAAUAUUUGUCAUUAUUACAUUUACAUGACACUUUGCAUUGAUACUUUUUUAUAAAAGUGAUUACAGAUAAAACAUCCCUGCAAGCUUUGAUAUCUAAUUUGCUUUAUGGCCUAAUGCAUUAUGUAGUGGUUCUGAAACAUGCACAAAACUCAGUGGCAUGCUUUAAUAACAUAUACUGUAAUUC
This is a messenger RNA of Cuscuta campestris, 1125 nucleotides long. Lineage: Eukaryota; Viridiplantae; Streptophyta; Magnoliopsida; Solanales; Convolvulaceae. The record is from the annotation of a GenBank genome assembly.